GAACUCAGAAGUUCUAAGCAGCAGUUGCCCAAUGUCUGGUUAGUUGCCCCCGCCCCCUGCAAUGAGGAAGUGCCGGAAAGUUUCAUUUUCAAGCCUGUGACUUGCUUCCCGGCAGCAGGAAGGGGCUAAGGCUGUGGUUACCUAUGGCUGAUAAACUCUACAAAAACCCACUUAAGGCUUUGGAAUCUAUCGGGAAAGACAUCUUAGUUGAAGUUUUGGAUGGAUUGGUGAAAAAAGAUGUUCUGAAAUUGGAGGAAACUGACAAGAAAAAAUUCAAUGACGCCAAACCUGGAGACAAGGCCCGGGUUUUAGUGGACGCUGUGCGAGGGAAACAACAUGAAGCAGGUCAAGUCCUUGUCCAAACCUUCCUUAACACAAACAAAAAUUCCAUCAGCACAAAAGAUCCUGCAGCUCCUGCAGAAGUGACUGGGCCAGCUGAGUCAGCAGAAACUACAGAUACCCUCAAGCUUUGUCCUCCUGAAGAUUUCCUGAAAAUGUGUCAAGAAAAGGCUGGAGAGAUCUAUCCAAUAAAGGAGAGAAAAGACCGCACUCGCCUGGCUCUCAUCAUAUGCAAUAGAGAGUUUGAUCACCUUCAGCCCAGGAAAGGGGCUGACCUUGACAUCACAGGGAUGAAAGAGUUGCUUGUGAGCCUUGGCUACAGUGUGAUUGUGGAAGAGAAACUCACAGCCAAGGAGAUGGAGAAAGUGCUGGUGGAAUUUGCUGCCCGCCCAGAGCACAGGACCUCAGAUAGUACAUUCCUGGUGUUCAUGUCCCAUGGCCUGCUGGAUAGACUCUGUGGGACUCAGCACAGCAAGGAAAACCCAGAUGUGCUACCUUAUGACACCAUCUUUCGGAUAUUCAACAAUCGCAACUGCCCCAGUCUCAAGGACAAACCUAAGGUCAUCAUUGUCCAGGCCUGCAGAGGUGAAAAUCGCGGGGAAUUGUGGGUCAGUGACUCUCCAGCAGCCAUGACAGACAGCUCUUCACAGUCACCUGAGAACCUGGAGGAGGAUGCUGUUUACAAAGCACACGUGGAGAAUUCCGCAGGACUAACCUUGGACGUUGAAGGCAGAGCAUUUUUGAGAGCCAGUUCUCAGGAAUUGACUCUAGGAGAUCAGUUAAUAUCUGCAGAUCUGAAACUCAAAAAGAAGAGUGAACUUUGA
Messenger RNA from Myotis davidii, 1163 nucleotides. Its product is annotated as caspase-13-like. Gene Ontology annotation, molecular function: caspase binding; cysteine-type endopeptidase activity. Gene Ontology annotation, cellular component: protein-containing complex. The record is from RefSeq and is a predicted model, not a curated record. The transcript is spliced from 7 exons. Gene Ontology annotation, biological process: proteolysis; regulation of apoptotic process. NCBI's taxonomy places the organism in Eukaryota, Metazoa, Chordata, Mammalia, Chiroptera, Vespertilionidae. The coding region runs from base 144 to 1163 and encodes 339 amino acids.